AUGCGAAACCUCGAGCCGGUCUUUGGAACCGGCCCCGGCGGUGGCCGCGCUGCGAUCGUCGUGGACGAGGGCGCCAUGACGGUCGAGGUGGAGGCCGGGAUGCCGCAACGCACGCUCCUCGACUACCUCGCGGACUACCGCUCGCCGUCGCUGUCCGACGGCCUCACGAUCCCCGCGUUCAGCUGGUUCAUCGACCAGACGAUGGGCGGCGCCAUCGCCACGGCGACCCACGGCAGCUCGCUCCGCUACGGCAGCCUGAGCGACCAGGUGGUGGCGAUGGAGGUCGUGCUGGCCAACGGGACGCGCGCCGAGCUGACACGCGAGUCGGACCCGCACUUGUUCCGCGCGUUUCAGACGUCGGUUGGCAACCUUGGGAUCGUCACGCGCCUCACGAUGCUCGUCGAGCCGCAGACGGCCGUGCGCAGGGAGCUCAAGGACGUCGACGUCGAGUCGUUCGUGCGCGAGAUCGAGCGGCUGCAGGCCAGGUACAAGGCCGCCGUGGCCGCGAAGAGCUCCAGCGCGGUCGUCGCGGCCCUCGAAGCGAUCGACGAGGUCCAGGCGCUGUGGUUCGUGCCCACGAAAUCGGUCUGGCGCGUGUCCUUCACUCGCAUCGACCGCGAGCCCCCCGCCGCCCUGCUCAACUCCGUCCCGGGCAUGCCUGGCGUGUACAACGCACCGCUGGCGUGGCAGGACGCGGCGGCGAACUACGGCGCGGGCGGCGUGAACGUUCCGAACGUGACCGCGAUGGCCGGGGACGACCGGCUGCCGAUGUUCGGCCCGCAGGAGCGCGGCCAUGACCGCGUGUCGAAGAACCUGCUCUACCUGGGCGACAACGUGCUCCUUUCGAACCUCGUCGCCUCAGGCCUGCGGCCGCUCGUGUACAGCGGGACGUUCGAGCGCCGCAAGUCCUACCUCACGAUGUCCGAGAUCGCGACGCGCGCCCACUCCACGGCGGCCGUGUACGACCAGUACGAGGUCUUCAUUCCGCUCGACGUGGCCGGGGACUGCCUCCGCGGCCUCACGCGCCAGCUGUACGGCUCCGCGCAGCUGUCCCGAGGGUUCACGACGCCGAUGCUCGUCAGGUUCAACGCCGGCUCUGACGUGUACCUUUCGCCGACGAACGGCGGUCCGCGGAUGUCCAUCAACCUCGAGGACUACCGCACGCACCAGGGCGCCGGGGACAACGCGGCGUUCAAGGCCGCCGUGCGAUACAUGGUGGACAAGUGCCAGGCGCGCCUGCACUGGGGCAAAGCCGGGUGGGAGCACGGGGUCCUCGAGGACAAUUGCUUUGACGGCGCCGCCGAGUACGGGGCCGACUGGUGCGCGUUCGGCUGCGCGGCGCUCGACCUCGACCCUGCGCGCAAGUUCGCGGGAGACAGCGGGAUCUGGAGCUGGCGGGCGCGGGAGCGCGGGGGCGGCGAGGCGCGCGACCUGGGCGACCUCGCGCAGUGCUGCACCGCGGACGGCUUCGACGCGCAGCGGUGCACGUGCGCGGCGUCGCGCGGGUGCGCCGCCAUCUCGUUCCCUGAGGACGCGGAGGGAUACUGA
Molecule: messenger RNA, 1548 nt
Organism: Pedinophyceae sp. YPF-701
Lineage: Eukaryota; Viridiplantae; Chlorophyta; Pedinophyceae
Source: the annotation of a GenBank genome assembly